Messenger RNA from Leptinotarsa decemlineata (Colorado potato beetle), 2210 nucleotides. RefSeq lists its product as uncharacterized. Lineage: Eukaryota; Metazoa; Arthropoda; Insecta; Coleoptera; Chrysomelidae. The record is from RefSeq and is a predicted model, not a curated record.
UAUAUAUGAAAAUUAAAUAUAGAGUGGCGACCCUGCCGCAAUUCGUUUUUCAAUUUCGUUAUUUUUGUGUAGUUUGAAUUAUUUCAUUAUUUGAUCCAUGAUACUUUCAAGGAAUUCUAUUGUACACCUAGUAAUUUUUGAUUGAAAUGAUCGUCCCAAGUAUAACCAACAGAAUUAUUUACAAAAUUCAUUGCUUUAUAUAUUUACAAUUUGUGGAAGGAUUGGUAGUAAAUAAUGAAGUUUUGGAAAUGGGCAAAACACAAUAUAAUCUCUUGAAAGACAAAUCAGUUUUACCUCGUUAUGGAUCUUGCUGGAAAUCUGCUGUACAGCAUUUGGAGACUAGUUGCAGAUAUCUUAAUGAGAACAUUCAAAGUGAAAUUGCCCUUCAUAUUACUAAUUGUUUUCUAGAAAUGUCAGGUCACCCAACUUAUGACUGUGAAUUUGAUAAAAAGGUCAAUUUAAGAGCAAUUUGUAUCAAUAGUAUGUCUGAUCGUGCUUUCAAUGUUUACACAGAAUUUUACACUCACACUCAAAAUAUUUGCUGGUUUUUGCAAGGACAAAUUUGGAAUGAGAUUAUAGCAGACAAUACCAUACUUGUGGGAAAACAGCUGAAAGAGACUGCUCAGAAUCAAGAAGGGUUGCUUCAAGCCCAAAUAAAAAGUUUCAAACUUCAAAUGCAAAUGUAUGAACAUGGUAAAGUGUUGGAAAAUGUUUUACACGAUAUUUUUGUUUCUUUUGAGACAAAUCAAAGCACAUUAAAGCUUCUGUCUGCAGCAAUAAAUAAUUUACAAGAUUGGAUUGUAGGUGAAAUUUCAUGGAUUGACUCUGCAAUAUUUUAUUCCAUAUCAGUUCUUUCAGUUUUUGCAUUGACUGCAACUCGGAGAACCAGUUCUGCACGAUUACCCAUAUUACUUGUAUUUUUUUUUCAUUUAUUAAUUGAAAGGUAUUUUUGUUCAAUCAUGGUUUCAAACAACUCAGGAAUUGAGGCACAUAUUGUGCAUUCAAAUAUUUAUAAUUAUGUCUGGUAUUCCAGAUAUGGACUUCUUAUACUUGCUGCUACAAUUUUUAUUUAUAAUUUUUUUGUUCACAAUGACAUACUGACAAAACAAUUUGAAUUGCUUUGCAUGAUUCAAAAUCAGAAUAAUCGUAUUUUGAGUUUAUUGAAUGAAUCUAAAAAUAAUUUCAAUUUUUAUAAACCUAAAAUAGCACUUAUUGAUGAUAGUUGUGAAAACUCUGUUCCGUACUUAAGGGAUGACAUUUCACAUAUUAGCUGUUGUGAUGGUGAUAUUUCUAAUUUUAAUCCCAGUGGCAUGGCUGUUGAUAAAUGUACUCCUUCCAAAAGGGAAGAAGUAUUCUCAACGAAACAUAAGAAAUCUACAUUGCCAAUUAUUGAAAAUGAUAAGAAGGUACAUGGAGACAUAAAAACUACAAAAUAUAACUUGAGAAGUAACAGUAGUUUAAGGUGAUAUUAAGAAUAUCACCUUAAAAUUCAUAUUACAUUCAUGGAAUAACAGGGUCUUUGAAGAAAAUAUCCAUGCCUUGCCAAUUGGUUGAAAAAAUGUGGGCCGACAGUAUUUUCAUUGUAUUGUGGGUAGUGUUGUCUUUAGAUUCAUUUUACGCCUGAGGUUCCAACUCUUGCCUAUCAAAUAUAACAUGAAGUUAAACUUUCAAUAUCACCUUAAAUUUUAUUAUAUACUUUGGUAUUGGAAUGAAUUUAUUCAAAUUAUCAAUGGGGGUAUACAAGAUGACUUGUGGUUCUUGUCCCAAAAUUCACAUUGACUAAACUGGGGUAACUUUCUACACUAUAUAUUUCAUUGGAAUGCCGAGAAAUCAAUAAGUUUGAUAAUUUGGAACUAUUACUCAAUGACCAAACAGAUUUGAAUAAAUCCCCAAUAUUGAAUUUGGUUUGUAAUGAAGAAAUUGGAAAUUAAGGUAAAUUUUAAUUAAGGCAAUUUGGGGUCUCAUGUGGUUUGGCAUUUAUUUUAUGUUCGGUUUGAUAAGUUUAUUCCUAGAAUGGUAAAAAUUCAUUAAAUACAAAUUUGUCAGGCAGUGAUAGACAUUAAGAUUAAAAAAUUGUAUAUAAAAACACGAUGUAGAUAUUGUUAAAUCAUACUGAACAUGCCUGAAGAAGCUAUUGUAUAGGAAACCAUGUAUCAUGGUUUUAUGAACGGUUGAGUGAAAAUCUCACAAUAAAAUGUUAUUUGAAUAAU